Hippocampus comes (tiger tail seahorse) is the source of this 710-nucleotide messenger RNA. Its product is annotated as cysteine-rich and transmembrane domain-containing protein 1. NCBI's taxonomy places the organism in Eukaryota, Metazoa, Chordata, Actinopteri, Syngnathiformes, Syngnathidae. The transcript is spliced from 6 exons. Bases 256 to 603 code for a protein of 115 amino acids. The record is from RefSeq and is a predicted model, not a curated record.
GAGGGUGAUGGGAGGAGGGAAGGAAGAAGAAGGAGGAGGAGGGAGCCAAGGAAGCCGUGACCUCCCCCAAGGCCACGUGAGCCGAGCCCGAGAGAGCGUUGACGUUGGACGUGCGGCUGAGCGUGAAGAAUAAUUUCUCCAUACGCGACGUAUGCCUUCCGCACACGAUACAAUCCCGUCAUUUUCGUACAUGGACGUCUUUUUCGAGCGGCGUCCGCCAAACAAUCGACAGUGCGGGGAGGGACGGUUGCCACGAUGAGUGGUGACCACCCUCCUCCGUAUGCCCCGCCUCCAGCGGCCCAAGGUUUUGCGGUCGCCGCGCCUUACCAGGCGGCGCCGUCCUCCUAUUACCAGGGCCCGCAGCAGUACGGGACCCCGCUCGGCUACCACACGGCCUUUUACGACCCCCCCCAAGGCUGGGAUGCCCCCAAGGCCUACGGGGGGCCGCCCAAACACACGGUGUAUGUCGUCGACCAGAACGAGGGUGCGGGCCGCGGCGGCGUGGGCGGCGGCGGAUGCGGCGCCUUGAGGUCGCUGUUGUCGGCGUGCUCCACCCUUCUGUGCUGUUGUUGUCUGUGUGACCUACUGACGCGUCACCUCUGACCUGCCGGCUUGUUGCUCGGGCGAGGAUGACAACGAUGAUGUCACGCCAUCACUUUUGUGAUCUCGCCUGACCCUGCAAAGUAAUAAACAUACUUUCAUUGCCGCGA